CGUCGGAGGGAGACGCGGUGGUCAAAGGGCGGCGGGGCGGGGCUGGGCUUUGGCUUGCGCUCGCUGCUUUGGCCGCCUCCAAAGACCCGGAGAGGCCGCCUGGAGUCCCGGGAUGGGCCUCUGCUUGCCCUGCCUGGGCGGAGCGGCCGACAACGUGGUGGAGACCCCAGAUCCCGAAAUGAGAAGAAGACAGCUUGCGGAAGCUGCAGAAAAGAGACAAAUGGAGGCUGCUUCUCGAGGUAUUAAGAAUCCAUCUUCAGUGGAGCAAAAGAAGAAAAAACAGGAGGAAAUGGAGAAGCGUCUUGAAUCCACAGGCCCUGGACCAGAAGGAGGCGGACUAAGAUGGCAAGUUGGAUAAGUUGAAUCUCUACACAUUUUCUGAAGAGAAAUGACGAAUGUCUUACUGCCAAUACCUUGCCAAGUUUCUGCAGUUGAGUGACACUUGUUUGUUUUUUGUCUUUUUGCUGUUGUUUGCCUUUGAAGACGCAGCAGUAACUUUGCCACUGUAGCAAGGCAAAUAAAAGAUGUGCACUAAGGAUACUUCCAAACCAAAACCUCACACUGUACAGCUGGGAUGGCCAAAACCAGGCACUUACUAGUUAUGCUGCCAUAUUGUAUAACUUUGCAUGUCUUAACUUUCUUGAGCGGGUCAGAAUGUAGAAGAUACAUGAAAUGUCCUAGCCCUAAUUGUUAUGGGAAAUGCUUCUGCUUUUGCAAAUGGCCUUAGAUAUGUAAGUUGUCCACCUUCCCUCCUGGUGCCAAGACCUAAUCUGGGGUUCCCUUGCUCUGGGCUAAAGCUAGCAGUCUUGUCAGAAAGUAAGGAUUAUUUUUUUUAGGGUCGAAGCUUUUUGUGCCUUCUGGGUGGUGAAUUCCCAUAUUUAAUUAAGAUGUUGCCAUGUACUUAUGAUUAAACCUUGUAAAUGCUCUUUCUGUGUGUGGGGAUGUAGAAAUACAGGGAAAGAUGAACCGUUAAUUUUUUAACAGAACAUACUUCUGCUUUACCACAUUAAGUAUACAUUCUGAAAGAAAGUACCAUAUUAGGGAAGGAACCUAUGGUGAAGUUUCUGUCUUUAAAAAAGAUCACUGUAAGCUUACUCUUAUACAUUCUGCAAAUUAACUUCUGAAAUUCUUCAAAUGUAACAAAUGUUUUAAACAUUAAUAUCCAUGUAUACUUAAGUUCUGAUAAAUAUAUUUAUGUGAUUUAUCUCCCAGAUUUUUCUUAUUUAGGAUAUUUGAUGGUUACUCACCUAACUGCAGCUCUUUCUGUCCAUCUUUUUCCUCUCUGAUUUUCCCUAUUUGUUAUUUGUUUCUCUCUUCUUUCGCUGAAUGUGUGGUAUAUAUAUGCACAUACAUACCCAUCACUGGAUAUUUUGGCCACCAGUGCAUUUGAGAAUGGUGAUUAAUUGGUGACCAUCCACAACAGAAUGGACACUUGGUUGAACAGAAUCCUUCACCAAUCCGUGAGCCGCCUUUGCAACCCAAGUUUGAGCCAAAGAGUUGAGUGACCCUUUGGAGCAUAUUUGAAAUAAACAGAUGAAGGGAAAUUCCUACUAUACAGAGUUCAUACAAUAUUAGAUUAAUAUUCCCAGACAGAUUUAGAGACUGGAAAUAUAAACCAGCCUCUUAGAGAUGAUUAGGGAAUGAAAUCAACUGAUAGUGGAAGAAGUGACGCUUUUGCUGAUUUUACCAUUACUUUUUCUGCUAAAAAUAAAGCUGGCAAUUUCUUAUUUGUCCCCAAGGUGGCACACUUUCUCUUUUUAAAAAAUGGCCUGAGGAAGAUGUUUAAAACAAAAGCCUAAUAGCUCUGUCUGUAUUAAAUGCAAACUUGCUUUUCCUUUGUUUGUAUGUGCACACAAUAUGCCUAAUGAAUGUACUGUUAUUUAAAUUUUUGCUCCCCCUCCACUAUAAUCCCAAAGCAUUGUAAUAGGCACAGACACUUUGUUCAAUUAAAAUGAAAAUUCAGAUUGGACUAAAAGCAGCUUAAAAGGAUCCCAGGUUUCUGCCUUGCUAACCUUCUAAGUGCCCCUCCCCCCCAAAAAAAAGAAAAAAAGAAAAGCUAAUUUUUGUUAGCUGUGUUGUAUUUAUCCAUGUUAUGUUCUUUAGCAUUCGGAGCUAGGAAGAUUUAUCUUCAUGGUAAUAAAACAAUAGCACUGUUUUUAUGUUUGCAGUUGCUACACUUAACCCAGCUGUGAAACUUCAUGAAUUAUGACCAUCUUGUUUUUGUUCAUUAAUCCUGAAGGCUAAACUUGGAAGUGGAUGUGAGUAGGCAAGCAACCCCAUUUCCACAUGCUCAGAUACUGUUAGAUAGCUUUAUGUUUAGCGUGAAAAUUUGAAGGGGAAAAAAGGUUUACACUGAGAAAUGGUGGAUUUUGUGUCAGUGGGCUGGUGAGCCAGGCUUUCAUCUGAUCUUUAAAGAAACUAGUCGAGAGGCUGAACCAUACCCCACUUUGGACCUCUUGUUGAAAGUCAGGCUAAAAUCCAGAGCACAUUAAUUUCCCCACUGAAAUGGGAACCCUUAGCUGUUGUUUCCCUUGUGUGAUUUUUUUCUGAACAAUGCCAAUGUUUCUUAUCUCAUAAACGGUUAUACACAAUUGUUGAUGUUUUUCAUGUGCUACAUGCAUAAAUAUCUGACAGCAGUGGGCCUUUUAUGCAUGGCUACAACUCUUCUCUUUUCUAGCCCUUACCAUUAAUGCAGUUGGACACUUUUCUAAGGGUGAUCUUUCCUAUUUGGCUGGAAAGAAUACAGUGCUGUUUUAAACUAAUCCACUGAAGUGUGAUUUUUGUUAACAUCUCAAAAGGAUUGUGACCUUGUAAAUAUUAAUGCCUCACACUUGAUAAUUAUGGACAUCCGUGUCACUAGCAUUCAUAUACCAUAUUGUCUUACUGUCCAAUAGAACACCAAUGUACCAGUAAUGUGGAAUAACAGAAGUUUCUAAUGAUGUAAAACAUGUUUCAGUGGGCUUUUGCAGUCAGACAUUAUAGAGUGCCAAUUUGGGAAUGUAUUUGUUUUGGUAUUUUUAAUCCUACCAUUAGCUUUUAGAAAAUUGAUUUAUUUUGGAUUUAGAUCUCAUUGUAACAUUACUUUUGCACCUAAUACAUUGGUUUACAGCAGGUUUCCCCAAGUUGGUGCCCUUCAGAUCUUCCAAACUGAAAUUCCCAGCAUUUUUGGACAUUGGCCAUGCUGGUAGGCAUUGUGAAAGUUGAAAUCUAAAUUAUCUUCAGCUUUGCCACCCAUAAAAAGGACGUAUAAAAGAUACGGUCAUUACAGAAUUGGAAAUGCUUUUGCGUAGGCACAUAAAUAAAUCUUAUGCCACCCUCAGCUAUUUUCCAGCAAACCAAUGACCAAUGGUUUCAGAACACACAGGCUUUGUUUCUGUGCAUAAAGAUCUUUAUUUUAGAGCAAUUAAUACUUGUAUUAAUUGGCAUGGAAACUGAAUGCAAUAUCCCCGUUGUACAAAAGCAGACAUUGGGAAAUAUCUAUACUCAUGAGAUAAGUUCUGUUAGAUUCUGUGGGUUUUCCAUGUAACAUCUAUUGGAUUGCAUAGUCCACAGCCAGUGGUAGCUGAUGAUAGAAAUUGUACUCUAACUUUUGUAAUGCAGUGAUAGUAAUUUUCAAAGAAGUAGCCAUGACAGCUAAGGGGGCGGGGGAGGUGUAGCAGAAUUUAUAAGAAUGAUUUUUUAUUUUCAUGGCUAUAACCCCAUUUCUUCAGAAGCACUCUGUACUGCACUGAAAAUGUGCAUACUAGAAUAAAAAGGUAGACUAAGGAUGCUGCCACAUUCUUUUUUUCUUGAAAUUCUCAAUUUUGUGUGCAAAGUAUUCCAUAUCACUGGAAAGAAAUAAGGGAAUUGCUGCCUUUGUUGGGCUCCAAGCUAAACAGACGUCUUAGUAGAAAUGGAGGAAAGGUUGUUAAAUAUCUAUAGCACCAUUGCCCAAACUUUUAUCUUCCAAAUAAUUUUGGACUUCAGCACCCAGAAUUCCUGAAUGUUGGCCAAGUUGGCUGGGGCUUCUAGGAGUUGUAGUCCAAAAUGGCUGGAGUAUCAAAGUUUGGGAAAAACUGAUUCAUAGCAUAUAUUUAUACCAUUUGUCUUAGGAGUAUUGCUUAUGAUUCAGUAAGAGAUAGUGUUGAUAGAGCCUUAAUCCUGAAACAACUCUGGAAUCUGACUAGCUGAUGUAAUAAGUCUUUCUGAAACUACCAUGUUGCAAAUAAUAAAAGUUUUAAGACCA
Messenger RNA from Anolis carolinensis (green anole), 4225 nucleotides. RefSeq names its product small VCP interacting protein (gene svip). The coding region runs from base 113 to 358 and encodes 81 amino acids. The transcript is spliced from 4 exons. NCBI's taxonomy places the organism in Eukaryota, Metazoa, Chordata, Lepidosauria, Squamata, Anolidae. The record is from RefSeq and is a predicted model, not a curated record. Gene Ontology annotation, biological process: positive regulation of autophagy; negative regulation of retrograde protein transport, ER to cytosol; negative regulation of VCP-NPL4-UFD1 AAA ATPase complex assembly. Gene Ontology annotation, cellular component: endoplasmic reticulum membrane.